Molecule: messenger RNA, 3269 nt
Organism: Motacilla alba alba
Lineage: Eukaryota; Metazoa; Chordata; Aves; Passeriformes; Motacillidae
Product: protein CEPU-1
Exons: 8
Coding region: 457-1524 (355 amino acids)
Cellular component (GO): neuron projection
Source: RefSeq, a predicted model, not a curated record
UUGCGCCUGGACACCUUCGCUAGCUCGCCUCGGGGGUGUUUUUUUGGGGUUUUUACUGGUUUUUGGACUGCCCCCGCCUCGGGACAAGCGUGCGGGAGUGGGGUACAGCCGGACCCCCCCCCGGCGCCUCCUCGCCCAAGUGAGCCUCGGACUGCUGCCCGAAGAACCGGCUCGCCCAGCACCUUUGCCACUUCUCCUCCUCCUCUUCCUCCUCCUCCCCCCGGCCCUCCCGUCCUCCUCCCUCGCCCGAGGACAGCGGGACUCCCUCCGAUGCCGCUCGGCAGGCUCAGCGCUCGCAGCCAGCCUUGCCGGGGGCUCUCCUGAUCUCCGUGGAGCUCCGCAGCGCUCGCCCCGGUGGUUUUGCUCCCCCCCAUCCCUCCUCUCCACCCACCCCUUCCCCCUUUUCGCCGUGUCGGGUGUGUUUUUUGCCUGUUGGAAAAGUCCCCGCUGCCCAGGAUGGGGGUCGGUGGGUGCUUGGCCCUGCCCUGGAGGUGCCUGGUCGUCCUCUGUCUCAGGCUGCUCUUCCUUGUGCCCGCAGGAGUGCCCGUGCGCAGCGGAGAUGCCACCUUCCCCAAAGCCAUGGACAACGUGACAGUGCGGCAAGGGGAGAGCGCCACGCUCAGGUGCUCCGUGGACAACCGGGUGACCCGGGUGGCCUGGCUGAACCGCAGCAGCAUCCUCUAUGCCGGCAAUGACAAGUGGUGCUUGGACCCUCGGGUGGUGCUCCUGGCCAACACCAAAACCCAGUACAGCAUCCAGAUCCAGGAUGUGGAUGUGUACGAUGAGGGCCCCUACACCUGCUCUGUGCAGACAGACAAUCACCCCAAGACAUCGCGUGUCCAUCUCAUCGUGCAAGUGUCUCCAAAAAUCACCGAGAUCUCUUCUGACAUCUCCAUCAAUGAGGGCGGCAACGUCAGCCUCACCUGCAUAGCCACGGGCAGGCCAGACCCAACAAUCACCUGGAGACACAUCUCACCCAAAGCCGUGGGCUUCAUCAGCGAGGAUGAGUACCUGGAGAUCACGGGAAUCACACGGGAGCAGUCGGGAGAGUACGAGUGCAGCGCCUCCAACGAUGUCUCAGCGCCCGUCGUCCAGCGAGUCAAAGUCACCGUCAACUACCCUCCGUACAUCUCGGAUGCGAAGAGCACCGGGGUGCCGGUGGGGCAGAAGGGCAUCCUGCUGUGCGAGGCCUCCGCUGUCCCCUCCGCCGACUUCCAGUGGUACAAAGAUGACAAGCGACUGGCUGAAGGACAGAAAGGGCUGAAAGUGGAGAACAAAGCCUUCUUCUCCAGACUGACUUUCUUCAACGUCUCUGAGCAGGAUUACGGCAACUACACCUGCGUAGCCUCCAACCAGCUAGGGAACACCAAUGCCAGCAUGAUCCUCUACGAAGAGACAACUACUGCUCUGACACCCUGGAAAGGCCCUGGCGCAGUGCACGACGGGAACAACGGCGCGUGGCGGCAAAGCGGCUGCGCGUGGCUGCUGCUCCUCCCGCUUGCCCACCUGGCCCACCAGUUUUGACCCGAGAGCCGGCCCGCGGAGUAGCGGCAGCGACGACCACGGCCAGCGAGUGCAAGCAGAAAGGAGAGGAAGAAAAGGAGAAGAAGAAGUGUUCACCGUUUCCGAAAAUAAUCAUAAGAAUUGAGAGAGUAUCCGGCCAGGCCACCUGGGGGAGGGGAAGAGAGGAAAAACAUGCAAAAAAAACAACAAAAAAAAAAAACCACUAUGGGAAUUUGGAAUGGAGAGAAAAGGGAAAAAAUUAAUAAUCCAAGGCUUCCUGCUGAAGAUGCAAUGCGACUGAGUCUUUUUCUUUCCACCCUAUUUUUUUUUUUUUUUUUUUUGUCCCCUACCACUUUUUCCCCGUUUUUGUUGUUCUCUGCCACGGGCCAGCGUGGAGGAUGGACGGGGCCAUCGGAGUGUGGCACUUGUCCCCUACCCUGUCCUCUUCACUGCCGCCACCCGCCUGCUCCCACCCGUGAGACCCUCCAUCCAGACACACGGGUUUUCUCCUUUGCCAAGAUUUCCCCGUCUUCUCAUGGACUGUGCCGCCAUUUGUGUUUCAGAAUAUAUAUACAUAUAUAUAUAUAUAUAUAUCUCCAUGUAUACAUAUAUAUAUGUAUAGAUAUAUAGAUCUUCAACAGUUACCACACCACCACGAAAGGAAAGGGAGGAAGGAGACGGGCGUCGAGCCACGCUUUCAUCGUACCAUCCGCGGACAUCAUGAAUGAUAAGGGAUUCUGAGUCAUGGUUAAUUUUAUUAAUUGUAUUUUCUGAUACGAGCCUAGAACUCUUAGUUCCUAAAAAACAGAAAUGCAAAAAAAAAAGUGGGGGGGAAAAAGAGAAAAAAAAAAGAGGAAAAAAAAACAAUCCAGGAGAGGGGGAGCAAGCGGAGAGAAGUUUGUUUGCCGAGGAGGCGACCAGCCAAGGAGGUUUGUGAGCCCGGCAAGGAGGAUGAGGAGGAGUCCUGUGCUGAAACACCCCCAAAACCGGCCCAAAAGCGGUUGUCUGGACAGUUCCUGCCGAGGGCACAGACGACACUCGCCGCGCGUUGAGGUGGAGGGAGAUACUGAAUCUUUUUAUGGGAUAUAUAUAUACAGUAUAUAUAAAUAUACAUAUAUAUAUAUAUAAUUUUCUUUUUUGUUAGAGUUCUAGCCACAGUUCCCAGCAGGGUCCUUCCGCUGCCAUUACUGCAUGCUGUAUAUGGAGUUAGGUGUGUAUCGGUUCUCAACGAGACAAGCGUCUCGGUCCACACAUCCCUGAACCCCCUCGCCUUUCCACCCUCGGGUCACCGGGGACAAAGGGUCAUGGGGAACCAGGGCCCCUCUCUGUCGCUUUUUGCCGCAUGGCCCUGGCCUUUUUGCGGUGGAAUAAAGCGAGCUGAGGGACAGAGGGAGAUCUAUAUAGCUCAGUUUUAUAUUUUUAUAUAUAUAUAUAUAUAUAUAUACAUAUGUGUAUGUAUAUGUGUGUGUGGGCGUGCGUGUGUGUGUGUGUAUAUAUAUAUAUAUAUAUAUAUAUAUAUUAAAAAAACAAAACAUCACAAAAGAAAUAAGAAAAAGAAGACGAAGCAACUGGCCCCUGCCGAGGCGCAGGACCUGUUGCCUCGCCGUCCAUUUCAGCGGGGGUUUCUCCUGCAAUUGGUUUUCCUCCUUCAAUUUCCUUUCCUUCCCUGCGGCCGGCGGCGGGGGGCACGCGGGGGGCCCGGGCGCGGGCAGGCAGGCGGCGAGGGGGCUCUCUCUGCCUAUCCAUUAAAACGAUUGUUCCAUGUG